Messenger RNA from Candidula unifasciata, 1518 nucleotides. The record is from the annotation of a GenBank genome assembly. Lineage: Eukaryota; Metazoa; Mollusca; Gastropoda; Stylommatophora; Geomitridae.
AUGGAUGCACAAAGUCUGCUGGCGGUGAUCCUUGUGCUGGCAUCAACAGUGACAGACAUCCACACCAAGACAGUGAUAUUCUUCCCUCCCCCACAUACCAGUUACAUCGUCUACCACACAAAUGUGGCUGGAGCUCUGGCCAGCCUGGGCCAUGACGUGUGGCUGUGUGUGCCAGAGGCUCAAUUGAUUAAAAACCGGGUCAAGGAUAAGACUGUCAACGUUUUGUCCUACGGGAAGGAUUUGGGAGACAUUGAGAAACAGGUCUACGAAAGCACUAGGAUUGUGGAAAAGUUCUGGGAGAGGCAACCAAACCAGGGUUUUUAUGCCAUGUAUCCCGUCUCUCGGAUACUGCUAAAAAUGGUAAAUUUUCUUCUUGCUGACAAAACGUUUCUAGACAAAGUGAGAAAUUUGAAGCCGGAUCUGAUUGUCCUGGAGUCUGUCCCAUUCAACAUGAACAUGGUGGUACUGCCGUAUAUGCUGGACAUCCCCUUUGCAUUUAUUGGAACGGCUCAUGAAGCGAUCAUGUCAAAGGUCCCAUUCAGUCCCGCAGUCACGCCAUAUUUCAUUGACUUUAUCAGUGAUCGAAUGACAUUCUUUCAGAGAGUUUACUUUACACUCUAUUACCUGGUAUCUAUGAAUUUUGACAUAUGCCACGACAGCAGCUUAGUGUCAAAGUUUGCUCCACAUAAACCAUACAAGUCCAUCUAUGAUAUUGCGGCCAAUGCUGAGAUUUUCAUUGCAGAAGUUGACCACAUACUGGACUACCCACGGACAAUGCUGCCCAACACAAAACUGAUUGGUGGAUCUUCUGCUUCUCCUGCAAAACCAUUGGUUGGGGAGUUCCAGAAGUUUGUGGAUGAAGCUACAACUGGUAUCAUCGUCAUGUCUUUUGGCGGUUCUGUAGUUAACUUGCCUCCUGAAAUCUCUAGCAAGAUCGUUUCUGCUUUCAAACAACUGGAUCUUAGAGUUGUGUGGAAGAUAAACAUAACUUCACCUGACCCCAAACGAAUCAUGACCUCCUUGUGGAUCCCCCAGAAUGAUCUUCUGGGACACCAGAAAGCCAAACUGUUUGUGUCCCACUGUGGCAAGAAUGGACAGUAUGAGGCCCUCUACCAUGGGGUGCCCAUUCUCUGUCUGCCCAUAUAUGGAGAUCAAGGUUACAACUCAGAAAGAGUCCGCGUCAAACAGCUGGGACUCUAUGCUGACAUGCAAAUCAUUUAUGGGGGGAAAUUUACAGAAAAUAUGAAAAAAGCUUCUAAACUAUAUAAGGAGUUGUACAAAGUUCCCAAACAUGAAGCUGCGUACUGGCUGGACCAUGUGAUUAAAUAUGGUGGAGACUACAUGAGGUCACCGGGUCAACAGAUGCCUUGGUAUCAGCUCCUAGUGUUAGAUGUGAUUGCCUGUCUUGUCCUUGGUCCUUGUUGUCAUCUUGUUGACAUUUUAUUGCCCUUUAUCAAGAUUGCUAUAGGUUGUACAAGGGAAAACUCCCAGCGGACGGAAAGUCAAAACAAAACGUAA